AUGUCGCCCACUGGCAAGAGCACACUUACGGCCCUCAACCUCGAGCGCCUGGCAGACCUGAACAAGAGUCAAACGACUCUUGACCUCAAAGGCGAGGUGAUGGAGGGGAUAAGAGAGCUCCAAGAUGAGCUCGAGACCUCAGACAAGCAGAUUGCAGAAGUCGCACUGGAACACAUUCAUGCUAAUGAAAUCAUUCUCACGCAUACAGCCUCGACAACAGUACAAAAGUUCCUCCUGUAUGCUGCACGGAAACGAAAGUUCACAGUCGUACAUUGCGAGACCUACCCACACGACCACACUGCUACCCAUGGCAUCCUUCUCACAGGCAAGAAGCGUGAGUCGAACCCAGACGAGGGUGAAGAUGACGAGCGGUGGAAGCCUCUUACCGAAGCGGGCAUCCAAGUCUAUGUCAUUCCAGACUCGCAUGUCUUUGCCAUCAUGUCGCGCGUCAACAAGGUUAUCCUAGCAACGCAUACUGUUUUGGCAAAUGGAGGUCUUGUCGCCGCAGCCGGUGCGCACAUGAUCGCAAAGGCAGCAAAAGAGCACCAGACACCAGUAGUGGUAUUGAGUGGAGUUUACAAGCUCAGCCCGGUCUACCCAUUCGAUAUCGAUGAGCUCAUUGAGCACGGAGAUGCAGGUAGCGUGGUUCCAUAUGACGAUGGCGAAUUUGUGGACAAGAUUGACGUUGAGAAUCCGCUAUAUGAUUAUGUCCCAGCGGAUCUUGUAGAUCUCUACAUCACGAACCUGUAA
Messenger RNA from Parastagonospora nodorum SN15, 750 nucleotides. RefSeq lists its product as hypothetical. Gene Ontology annotation, cellular component: eukaryotic translation initiation factor 2B complex. The transcript has a single exon. Gene Ontology annotation, molecular function: guanyl-nucleotide exchange factor activity; translation initiation factor activity. The record is from RefSeq and is a predicted model, not a curated record. Bases 1 to 750 code for a protein of 249 amino acids. Lineage: Eukaryota; Fungi; Ascomycota; Dothideomycetes; Pleosporales; Phaeosphaeriaceae. Gene Ontology annotation, biological process: translational initiation.